AUGAAGCUUCACCAAACUCUUCUGUUCCUGCUGGGAACUCUCACCACCACCGCGCUCGCAACCAAUUAUACCACCGCCGAUUUCUCAGAAUGCGUCUUGUCCUACUGGGAGCAAACCUAUCCAGAUUGCCCAAUCACCGACACCUCGUGUGUUUGCACCAAAGAGUCCAGCCUGAUCGCCUACGCUUCAAGUGAAUGUACUCCCAAGGAGUAUUUCCACGCCAGACACCUCUUCGAACAAGAAUGUAAUAUCCGCCCUCGCGCAGGUCCUUCCCUCGUGGACCCAUCCGUUCUUGCGCCGCUCGUUCUUGCGACCGUCUUCUUCGUCAUCCGAUUAUGGGCCAAGCUCCAGGGUCUUGCGGGAGGCUGGGGGCCGGACGACACCACAAUCGCGCUCUCAUUUGUCUUUGGUGUUGUGGAAUAUGCCAUGUACGACAAGAUGAUCUACUACGGCUUCGGCCAGAACAUCUGGGACGUCCCGUUCGACGACAUCACGAAUUUCUAUAAGCACUUCGAAGCCCUGGCGAUGGUCUACAAGACGCAAAUUUCGCUCGCCAAGAUCUCCGUCCUGCUCUUCCUCCUCCGCAUUUUCCAGUCGCGCGUUUUCCGCACCUUCGCCUACAUCAUGAUCGGCGUGAACGCUUCGAUCGGCAUCACUUUUGCGCUGGUCGACCUGCUCCGGUGCACCCCGGUCCACCUGGAUUGGGAUGGCUGGGCCACGAACUACGCCGGCGGAACCUGCAUCGACUUCAUCGACGCCAUUCUCGUGCACUGUAUCGUGAAUAUCGUCGCCGACGUCAUCAUCGUCAUCCUGCCCGUUUACGAGGUUUCGAAGCUGCAGCUGCCGACCGGCAAGAAGAUCACCGUGGGAAUGAUGUUCAUGAUGGGCUUGAUCUUGACGGUUGUCGCAAUUAUUCGGCUGGUUGUGUUCUGGAACCACCGCUGGGGCGUGAACCAAACCGCUGGUCUCCUCCCACUCAUCCACUGGUCCGUCAUCGAGUCGCAAAUCGCCAUCCUCACGACCUGUCUCCCCGCCGCCCGAGCGGUGGCCGCCCACAACAUCCCGGGGAUGAACAGCCAGGGCUCGCGACGGACCUACGCCUCGCGCGGCCCUUCCUUUCUGUCCAAGGGCCAGACCAAUGCCAACAGCAAAAUCUCCAAGUCGGUCAAUUUUUCAGUGGAUUAUGUGUCACGCGGCCCGCGUGAUGACAACAGCGAGGUCCAUUUGGUGGAGAUGGACGGAAAAUACACUCGGGUCUAA
Messenger RNA from Aspergillus japonicus CBS 114.51, 1260 nucleotides. RefSeq lists its product as uncharacterized. The transcript has 8 exons. NCBI's taxonomy places the organism in Eukaryota, Fungi, Ascomycota, Eurotiomycetes, Eurotiales, Aspergillaceae. The record is from RefSeq and is a predicted model, not a curated record. Bases 1 to 1260 code for a protein of 419 amino acids.